GAAAAGGAAAAAAUAGGAAACGCAAAAUAGGAAACACAAAUAGGAAACGCAAAAUAGGAAUCCCAAAAGAGGAAACGCAAUAAGAGGAAAAGAAAAAGCAAAGCAAAAACGCUUAAGUACGGCAACCCCCCCCCGUGAGCCCUCGACCAGAAAGGUGAAGAACGGAUAGCUUAGGAAGGAGGCCCCUCUGUUCUAGCCAUUUGCUUGUGCCUACGUUCCUCCCAGCUGCGUGGCAGCUCUUGUGCGCGCGCGAGGAGUACACACCCGGCGAGCUUAAAAGAGGAGGAAGGAAUUGUGGGCCCAGUUGCUCCCCCUACGUAGCAGCAAAUGAUCCGCGCGUCCCCGACCGACAGAACGGCUUCCGUAAAGUUACCCCAUACGAGUGCCUAAAAAGUGGGAACCAAGUGAAGUGCGACUUUAAUAGGGUGCUCAGCAGCGGGAGUUACGCCUAAACCGGUAGGUACGCGGAAGACGGCUGUACCAGCGUAACUCUAGAGAAGUAGCGGACCCGUCGGCGAGUGGGAGGAGGCCCUCCGAGUGCCACAAGGAGUCGUUUCGGAAAAGGAGGAAGAGCACCCCCGUUUGGGAGCGUCUGGGAAGAAGCGCCUGGCAAGGAGCACCUGGCAAAUCGCAGCAGAGGACCCCCUUUUGAAAGACCCCCCUGUGCGCGCUCGCACUGUGGGAAACAGCAUCGAGAUAAGGGCGCCACUCCCAACCGCUUGUAGCCGCUUGUAGCCGCUUCUAUCCGCCGCUCCCGCCGCUGGCCCGUAAAAUGAAGUGCCCCGCCGCCCCUGCCCCAAAUCAGUAGCAGCAUGAAAAGGAGAAGAUUCGAACGAUGCAUCUGCCAACUCUUAAGCAAGCUAAAAUUCUACGUAAGCAUAUUGUUAAGAAUCAAAAAUGUCAUCAAGUAUGUUUUGGGCACCCUUACGCUGCGGGAGAAGCUCCACAUCAAAACCUACAGGAAGAGGAGGAUCUGUCCGAGCAUGACUUUAGUGCUGGACUUAGAUGAAACGUUAAUAUAUUGUACCAAAAAAAAAAAGUUCAGUCACCAAAAAGAGGUAGACGUGUUAAUCAAUGGAAGGUACUUCUCCCUAUAUGUGUGUAAGAGGCCAUACAUAGACCUCUUCUUUUCCGUUCUUAACCCCUUUUUUGAAAUAGUCAUUUUUACCACCUCCAUCAAGUCCUAUGCUGAUGCGGUACUUAACAUAAUAGACGUAGACCAUUACGUGGAUAAGAAGUUCUAUAGGGAAGACUGUUUCGAGGUGAACCAGAAGAUUUAUUUAAAAAACUUGCAAAGUAUAAAAAAGGAAAUCUCCAGAAUUGUACUCGUAGACGAUUCUAAUGUAUCUGGUUUGAAAUACCCAGAAAAUUACUUCCCCAUAAAAAAAUGGCAAGGAGAUUUGAAUGACACGGAAUUACUAGACAUCAUUCCCUUCUUUUUAAAUUUGAGGAAAGUGAGAGACGUCAGAUCGGUUUGUUCCUUUCGGUUGAAAAGUCAAAAGGAAAUUUCCAAGCUGUUUCAUACCGUCCCUUCUAAGCAGAUAAAAUACCUUACCGAGAGGGGUUCCCACUUUUUGUACUCUCCUUCUCUUGCCUUUCAAGCCAUAAAUUAUUUGAAGAUUUUUAUGAGUCGGUUUCGGUACGCCAGCUCGAAGAAGCAGUGGAAUGAGUUGGGCAAGAAAAUCAACAGCAAGUUGAAGUCCUACCCCUUUUCGCUCUCCAAGCUCAAGGGCUCCAGCGACGACGAGCACCGCAGGCGCCACCGCAGGCCCGCGCCCAAGAAGGUGCCCCAGUAG
Plasmodium vivax (malaria parasite P. vivax) is the source of this 1796-nucleotide messenger RNA. RefSeq names its product nif-like protein, putative. The coding region runs from base 813 to 1796 and encodes 327 amino acids. Gene Ontology annotation, molecular function: phosphoprotein phosphatase activity. The record is from RefSeq and is a predicted model, not a curated record. NCBI's taxonomy places the organism in Eukaryota, Apicomplexa, Aconoidasida, Haemosporida, Plasmodiidae. The transcript has a single exon.